Messenger RNA from Lentinula edodes (shiitake mushroom), 624 nucleotides. RefSeq lists its product as uncharacterized. The transcript has 4 exons. Lineage: Eukaryota; Fungi; Basidiomycota; Agaricomycetes; Agaricales; Omphalotaceae. The record is from RefSeq and is a predicted model, not a curated record. The coding region runs from base 1 to 624 and encodes 207 amino acids.
AUGCCCAAAAGACGUUGUGAUGAACCCACUUGCGCCUACCCAUUCGCUGGCACGACCAAGGCUAACCAUCGCGCGGAGUAUCAUUCGGGAGGACACGGGUUUGUCUACCUAGGUACCUUGGUCCGAGUACAUCGUCGCAGCGAUGGAAAGAUUCCCUGCCCCUGUGGUCUCGAAUCACACGCUCGGUAUAGCUUCAAGAAGCUAACCGCUCUCAACAAACAACUCCCACAUCCUGGACCCGAAGCUUCCGAAUGGUCCGACCAUCCACUCAACUCACGAGCAAAUCCUUCGCCAGCACCUCCGUCGUCAUCUCCUAUACCUACCUCACCUUAUGUCGAACACACCACUAGUUCUUCCAGUCACGAACCUCAACGCACCUCUCAGCAACAUUCGCCUGGGCAAGAUACGCUGUCACCCCCACCCAAUUCAUCCGGGUCUGCUCUGGAGACUCGACAGGGCUCGGACAUGGCUGAGGAAGGAUCUGAGGGGGUGCACCACGUCGAUGACAACGUCGAAGGGUUGGACUUGGGCUGCCGGGCUGGGAUUGAGGUACAUGAAGAUGUCGAGAUGAGGGACAGGGUCGGAGAGCUUGUCGAAGUUAGAUGGAGAUUCCACGGGCGAUGA